AUGGCCAUUUUCGGUGAGUUGCUGGCAACUCUGAAAGAUCAUCAUGGCCCCAACACCCAGUUCCAGGUGAUCUAUGAAGACUUGGAAAUGAACGAUUUCAAUUCCCUCUUCAAACGUAUGUCAGGAAUCAUCCCUGAUCCACCGUCCUACCUCCAGGAAAUGGACAAUGUCUAUGUUCUUGCCUCAGGGACAAACUUCUACAAGCAGUGUGUACCUUCAAACUCAAUGCAUUUCAUGAUGUCAAUGACGUCUGUCCAUUGGUUGUCAAGGACUGCAACCACCUUCAAAGACUCAAUUUACAAAGAUGCCAAGAGUAGUACUGAGGAGACGGCUGCACUAAACAAGCAAGCGGAGUUGGACUGGGAGAUGUUUUUACUGAGAAGAAGUAGAGAACUGAAACGGGGAGGCUUACUUGUCGUAGAUUCCCGAUCACUGGAGGAGAAGGAGCAGAUAGUUGAUGGGCUGUACGACGACGUGAAGAAACGUCUUUCAAGGAUGAACCCUGAAAUAUUCAAGGACGAUUUGAGAUUUAUAUAUCUCGUGAUCAGAAAAGAAUAA
Haliotis rubra (blacklip abalone) is the source of this 558-nucleotide messenger RNA. RefSeq names its product benzoate carboxyl methyltransferase-like. Gene Ontology annotation, biological process: methylation. Lineage: Eukaryota; Metazoa; Mollusca; Gastropoda; Lepetellida; Haliotidae. The transcript has 2 exons. The coding region runs from base 1 to 558 and encodes 185 amino acids. The record is from RefSeq and is a predicted model, not a curated record. Gene Ontology annotation, molecular function: S-adenosylmethionine-dependent methyltransferase activity.